ACUUGAGAGAGUCUUUUUAUUUUCUUCUCCGUUUCUCACUCAUCGCUUACUGAAACCAGAAAACGGUUUUAGGGUUUUUGCGGAGGUUUCAAGGUAACGAAGUCAACAAUGGCGGAAGAGCAUAAGCACGAAGAAUCAAUCAUGGAGAAGAUAGCUGAGAAGAUCCAUGGUCACGAUGACUCUUCUUCUUCUUCCGAUUCAGAUGACGAUAAGAAAUCUUCCACUCUCAAAACCAAGAUUUAUCGCCUUUUCGGAAGAGAACAGCCUGUUCACAAGAUUUUUGGUGGCGGAAAACCUGCCGACAUUUUCCUAUGGAGGAACAAGAAGGUAUCAGGAGGAGUGUUGGGUGCUGCAACUGUUUCUUGGAUCUUAUUUGAGUUACUUGAAUACAAUCUCCUUACUCUUUUUGGCCACAUUUCAAUCCUUACUCUUGCAGUAUUGUUCUUGUGGUCAAGUGCUACUACCUUCAUUCACAAGACACCUCCUCACAUCCCUGAAGUUCACAUCCCUGAGGAAGUUGUUCUUCAGCUUGCUUCUGGACUUAGAAUUGAAAUCAACCGUGGAUUUACUGCUCUUAGGGACAUCGCAUCAGGAAGAGACCUCAAGAAGUUUCUUUUGGUGAUUGCUGGUUUAUGGGUUUUGUCCAAAGUUGGUAGCUCCUGCAACUUCUUGACCUUAAUCUACAUUGCAACUGUACUUCUCUUCACAAUUCCCGUGCUGUACGAAAAGUAUGAAGAUAAAGUAGAUGACUUUGGUGAAAAGGCAAUGAGGGAGAUCAAGAAGCAAUAUGUGGAGUUCGAUGUGAAGGUUUUAAGUAAGGUGAUGAGCAAAAUUCCUAAAGGAGCGGCCUUUUACAAGAAGAAGGAUUAGAGAGUGUGUAAGUUUCUCUCAUCAUCAUCAUCAUCAUCUGAGAGUCUUCCAGAUUGAUAUAAAGUCUCGAAGCAUUGUUUUUUUUCUCUUACUUGGUUUUAGCAGCUGUUGGUUAAACACUCAAAUCUCUGCUAUGUGGGUGGAAUUUAUUCGGGGUUUAACCAAAUUUUAUAGCAUAUUGAAUGAUUCUGUUUUUGGUAUACCAUUGUCUCCAUGAAUCUUAUUAAUGAUGAAUCUCUGAAUAUUCUAAAGUUUUGAGAAUAUUUUUUUCCA
Molecule: messenger RNA, 1143 nt
Organism: Capsella rubella
Lineage: Eukaryota; Viridiplantae; Streptophyta; Magnoliopsida; Brassicales; Brassicaceae
Product: reticulon-like protein B3
Exons: 5
Coding region: 109-870 (253 amino acids)
Source: RefSeq, a predicted model, not a curated record